Perkinsus marinus ATCC 50983 is the source of this 1705-nucleotide messenger RNA. RefSeq lists its product as hypothetical. The transcript has 6 exons. The record is from RefSeq and is a predicted model, not a curated record. NCBI's taxonomy places the organism in Eukaryota, Perkinsozoa, Perkinsida, Perkinsidae. Bases 1 to 1674 code for a protein of 557 amino acids.
AUGACCGAGUCCGCUGCAGAGGAGCAGCCUUAUUUCUAUAGACUGCGUACCAUUUUCGGCUGUAGUUUCCUCAUAGGGUUGCAUAUAAUACAACACAUACUGAAAGGCUUCGUAUGCGGCGGAGGAGACGGUGGUUUGGCCGGAACGCCUAUUGAUUUCGUCCUGCGUGAGUACAAGGUGUCCGGCACAGAUUUGCAGGUAUACCGGAGUGCCAUUAACAUCCCUUGGAGCAUCAAGCCUCUUAUUGGCCUCCUCAGUGACCGUCUGCCUCUAUUCGCUUUCCAUAAACUACCCUAUAUGUUCAUAUCGACAAUUAUAGCCCUGCUUGCAAUGCUUCUUCUUGCUAUAAGGCCGGUGAUACUUGCUGUUGCCUUAGUCUGCUAUUUCUGCAUCUUUUUGCAGUGCUCGAUAUGUGAUCUUCUGUCAGAGGGUAUGUACGCUGCGAAAUUGAAGGAGUGCCCUAGAUGCGGCCCCGACUUGAUCACUUUCGUAUGGGUCGGCAUAUCAGUAUUUCGAACAUUCAGCGUAUUACUGGUUGGACCUCUUAUAGACACCAUCGGUCCAUUCUCGGUCUAUUGGUUGGCGAUGCCGUUCGCAGCACUACUCUUGCCCGUAAUCGUCUUCAAUCUACUGGGAGAACCUCGCUCCGCUCGGAAUGAACCUGAUGGAAGUAGAAAACUUGUUUUCUGGGAGAUGACGUGUUUGUCACUCGUAAUCGGUGUCGGCGGUAUCUUCUUGGCGAUUUACUCCAUCAUUGAAAGACAGUUACAGCGCAAAUGUCUCGCCGCCGGCAUCCUUGGCCUCGUCGUUGUAUCGUUAUUUACUUUGUUGACGCGGCCUCUAAUAGCCAAGCAAAACCUCUUCAUGUUCAUACAAAAUUGUAUGCACUUUGGGACCCAUGGUGCUUCCUUCUACUUCUUCACAGACACUCCCGAACAGUAUCCUGAGGGCCCUCAUUUUGACACAGUCUUCUACACGACAGCCCUUGGGAUUGUCGCAUCUAUCUGCAGCCUAGGGGGGAUGUACAUCUAUAAUCGUUAUAUGAAACAUUGGCGCUACCCAUGGAUCUUCUCGUUCUCCAGUAUCUUGUGCUCUACUGUUGGUCUGCUCAACAUUGUCGUCUACACUCGAUUCAACAUUACCCACCUCGGAAUUUCUGAUAGAAUCUUUGUUAUCUCCUCUUCGGCUCUUGGUAUCAUACUCGGUGAGUUCAAUUGGAUGCCUGCCAUUGUUUUGCUCAGUCAAAGUUGCCCUAGCGGUUUGGAAUCUACCAUGUACGCUUUGCUCGCUGGGGCGAGUAAUCUCAGUGCUAAUUUAGCUGGCUACUUUGGCGCUGUGAUUCUCGAUCAUCUCGGGGUCACGCCUGAUGGGUCUCCGAACGAGGGAUCUAAGUUUUCUCGCCUUUGGGAGGCCAGUCUGUUAUCGUGUAUCGCACCACUGGUGCCGUUGGUUUUGGUACGGCUCUUGAUACCAAAUGCUCGACAGACUGAUUCGCUGUUGGUCGAGGAGCCCUCAGACCCUUGUCAUGAUAGUCUGUGGCGAAGGAUACAAUCUUCGUGGCUGGGGAAGAACGGUACUUACAACAUCGUUGAAUUGGAGGAGGCCGACUCGAGGACCGACAAGCACAGUAGUCGUAGCGAGGAAAUUGGGGAUGAUCGGGACGCUGCAGAAUGAUUCGCAAAUCGCUGCAAACAGCAAUACUGUC